AUGAUGCAGUCCCUGUGUCUCCGGGAUUCGUCGUUGCCAGGGUUACAGCCUGGCCUGCCCCGCCUCCCUUUCAAGGAGAGAGUGCGUGAGGCUCUGAGCCUGGGAAGACGGCGCCAGUACUCCAUUACCCAGGAGCGGCAGGGGGAGGAGUGGGCGGUGCUGGGCUGCGCUGAGCAUGCCCCAAGGCUCCGCUCCCCCUCUCUGCCUCUCUCUCUCUGCGGGGGCAGGGGCGACAGCGACAGCGAGCUGCCCUUCUUCUCUUUCACCUCGUCGUCCUCUUGCUUGCUGCUUUCUUCGUCGGACGGCGAGAGCGCCUCGUGGGUGGCGACCGGGAGCUCGCGCAGACGCAGACGCACGCUCGCGCAGGCCGGCCGCCGCGGCCGGCACGGCCCGGGCUCGCGGAUCGCCAUGGGUAACCAGGACGGCAAGCUCAAGCGCUCGGCCGCAGCGCCGGGGGAGUCGGAGGGCGCGCCGGAGGAAGGUGGCGAGUCCGACGCUUCCAAGAGAGGAUUUCACGGCAAGAAGCCCCACGGGAAGCCCAGGAAGGGCGGCGAGGGCGGGGACAGGAGGAAAAAUAAGGCUGAAUCCAAGCCCUCCGUUUUCUCCAGCAUCCGGAACAAACGGAGCCUGGCCAAGGUGAAGGGUCUCCUGAGCGGCUCCCGGGAGGAUGCGCUGGACUCGCAGCGCGACGAGCUAGGCGGCAAGACGUCCGAGCUUUCCGCCGAUGAGCUCGGCCAGUCCGAUGCCGAGGCGGAGCGGCCGGCGCCCGCCGGCGUGCCGGGUGCUCCCGAGGAGGAGGAGGAGGAGAAGAAGGGAAGCUCCGGCUCGGACACGGACAUCUACAGCUUCCACUCGGCGGCGGAGCACGAGGACUUGCUGGCCGACAUUCAGCUGGCCAUCCGGCUCCAGCGCCAGCAGAAGCCCCGCGACUGGAACGGCGUGGUGGAGACCAGGAGCACGCCCACUCCUGACUCGGAGCAGUUAACCGUGCUGGAGGCGCUGCCGGACGUGCGCUGCCGGAAGGUAACCUCUGCUUCCCGCGCCGGGGAGAGGGAGGCGCCGGAGGGGAGAGAGGGAUACGAGGAGAGUGUUGACGGAACGCCGGGUGGCUCCAACCCGGCCCUUUGUGCUGGUGUCGCCGUAGCAACCCGGACAAAGGAGCCAGAGUGCGAGACGGCCGAGCUUCCGGCGGCUCCGUCCGUUACCGAGGAGACCGGGAGGAAGGCUCGGGGCCCGGUUUCCAAGACGACCAGCGUCGCCAGCUUCCCGGACCUCACAGCCUCGUUUGAGAGCGCGGUGGAGGCCACGGAGGAGGCUGAAGUAGAGGCCGGCGUGGACCCUCCGCUCGAGGAGGACGCCGCCAGCUCGGACACGCUGUCCGAGGGCCAGGGGCUGCACGUGGCCCCGUCGCUGGAGCUGCCCUCGGGGGUGGAGGAGGUCCCGGUCGUGAUCAGGAGGAAAAGCAGCGUGAGCGUCCCGCACUGGGUACAGUCGGAGAGCCCUCUGGCCACGCGGCUCCUCAAGUCCACUGUGGGGGCGUGCGCGGGCAGCCCCACGGUUAAGCCCUACCCGCCCGUCCAGGCUUCCUACGUGAAGACCACGACGAGGCAGCUCAGCUCUCCUGCAUGUUCACCCAAUCCCUCCCCAUCCCACAGCCCGCGGGUCGCCCGGCGCGGACGACUCGCGCCCGCCACAGCCGCUCGGGCCGAGCGCAGGCGCGCCAAGCGCCAGCGCUCCUACAGUGCCACCGGACCGAUCAGCCGCUCCGCGGACUGGACCGAAGAGCUCCGUCCGCUCCCAGCCAAAACGGGAUCGGAGGACUACCUGGAGUACGGAGGCUCGGAGGGGACACUCGGGCUGGGAGCGCGGAACCGGCGGGCUUCUGCAGGACAGGUGUCCACAUGCAGCUUCCAGGAUGUGUUCACAGGCCGCACUCUGCUGGAGAAGUUCUCCCAGCAGCAGGAGAGAGCAGAGUCAGUGGAGGAGGCGGAGCAGCUCUGUUCUCGGAUUCUGGCCUCGGGGCUCCUCCUCCCCUUCAGCGAGUGUUUCGGGGAGCGACACCAGGGCGGCAGCACAACACACGUGAGCCAGCAGUUCAGCCAAGACCAGUUGUACACAUGGGCCCCAGUGAGUCAACCACCUUUGUCACUGGAACCCUUUGAGGGGCGUUUAGCAGGUCACGUUUCAUCCCUGUGGCCACAGAGCAGAGUGGGAACCGAAGAGAUACCUACACUCAAGUACACCGAAGCUGAAGGUGAUGAGGAGCACCAGGCUGUUGUCGUAGGGCUGAAGAAGAAACAAGAAGAAGAGAUCAAAGACCUUCAGGAGGAGUCCAUGUUGAGGACCGUGCGGCUAAAACAGGAACACGUGACUGUUAUCCAGCAGUUGGAGCAGACGAUCGAGGACCUUCGCAGUAAGAUCGCCGAGCUGGAGAAACAGCACCCUCUGCUGGACCAGGAGUGCGGCAGCCACGAGGACCUCCAGACGGAGGCCACCGCCCUGCUGCCGCUGGAGGCCAAGUCUGUGCAGACCUCCCCCGUGGACGAGAGCGUCAGGUUUAAAGUGCCUUCUCCAGACUGGCCCAGGCUCAGUGAGGUGCGGCAGGGCAGGCCUGAGGGCUCCGUCCCUGAGCUGCUGGUAACUGCUUCUCCAGCAACGGGACAGUUUGUGUGCACAUGCCAGCAGCAGCAAAAGCUGCCUUUACCCCUCCCCCCGCCUCUGCCUGGACUGCCUCCGGCCCCGCCCCCUGCACCGCCUCUGCCUGGACUGCCUCCGGCCCUGCCCCCUGCACCGCCUCUGCCUGGACUGCCUCCGGCCCCGCCCCCUGCACCGCCUCUGCCUGGACUGCCUCCGGCCCCGCCCCCUGCACCGCCCCUGCCUGGACUGCCUCCGGCCCCGCCCCUGCCUGGACUGCCUCCGGCCCCGCCCCUGCCUGGACUGCCUCCGGCCCCGCCCCUGCCUGGACUGCCUCCGGCCCCGCCUCUGCCUGGACUGCCUCCGGCCCCGCCCCCUGCACCGCCCCUGCCUGGACUGCCUCCGGCCCCGCCCCCUGCACCGCCUCUGCCUGGACUGCCUCCGGCCCCGCCUCUGCCUGGACUGCCUCCGCCCCCGCCUCUGCCUGGAUCCUCUAUUCCUCCACCUCCACCCUUACCAGGCGCUGUUCCACCCCCUCCACCCCCACCUCUCCCUGGUGACAGACCUCCACCUCCACCAGGCCUGGCUGGCUCUUUGCCACAUUUUCUCCCUGCGGGGGCCAGUUGCCCCACUCCUUCCUUCGGACACGGCUCUCUACCCCCUCCCCUGCCCCUCGGACUGUACGCGCUGGCUGCAGCCCAGGAGAAAGUACCCCGCAAGGGGGUUGUGGAACCUCCAAGGCCCAUGAAGCCUCUCUACUGGACUCGGAUUCAGCUCCACGCCAAAAAAGACGCAAGCCCUCUGUUUUGGGAGAAGAUCGAGGAGCCCACCGUGGACUUUGAGGAGUUUGUGGAGCUCUUCUCCAAAACGGCAGUGAAGGAGAAGAAGAAACCUCUCUCUGACACCAUCACCAAAUCCAAAACCAAGCAGGUGGUUAAGCUGUUGAACAACAAGCGUUCUCAGGCUGUGGGAAUUCUCAUGUCCAGCCUGCAUCUGGACAUGAAGGACAUCCAACACGCCAUUCUGAAUCUGGACAACACCGUGGUGGACCUGGAGACCCUACAGGCUCUGUAUGAGAACAGAGCACAGCCAGACGAGGUGGAGAAGAUCGACAAGCACAACGAGUCUUCCAAGGGCAAGGAGGGUGUCAAACCUCUGGACAAACCUGAACAGUUCCUCCUUCAGCUAUCUCAGAUCCCCAGCUUCUCAGGGAGGGUGUUUUGCAUUCUGUUUCAGUCCACGUUUUCAGAAUUCACCUCCUCGAUCCUCCGUAAGCUGGACAUCCUGCAGAAGGUCUGUAAGACUCUGCACAGCGGUUCUGGAGUCGCGCAGAUACUCAGCCUCAUUCUGGCCUUCGGGAACUUCAUGAACGGAGGGAACCGCACUCGCGGCCAGGCCGACGGCUUUGUGCUAGACAUCCUGCCCAAACUGAAGGACGUCAAAAGCAGCGACAACACCAGAAGUCUUCUGUCGUACAUUGUUGCAUACUACCUGCGGCAUUUUGAUGAGGAUGCUGGCCGGGAGACGUGUGUGUAUCCUCUGCCGGAGCCCCAGGACCUGUUCCAGGCAUCUCAGAUGAAGUUUGAGGAUUUUACUAAAGACCUGCUCAAGCUACAGAAAGACCUGAGAGCAUGCACUGCAGAAGUGGAGAAGGUGUGUAGUGUCUCCUCUGAAGAGCACCUGGAGCCCUUUAACACCAAAAUGGAGGAGUUUGUGAGCCGAGCUAGAAAAGAACUGGAGGCACAGGAGACCCAACUAAGCGAAACCCACAAAAUGUUCUUGGAGUUGACCGUGUUCUUCUCGGUGAAGCCGAAGAGUGGCGAGAAGGAGGUUUCUCCCCACACGUUCUUCUCUGUCUGGCACGAGUUCUCCACGGAUUUCAAAGACCUCUGGAAGAAGGAGAACAAGCUCAUCUUACAGGAGAGGCUAAAAGCUGCUGAGGAAUGUUUUAGACAGGCAAAGGAGAAGGGCACCUACAGUGUCAAACCCAAGCACGCCUCUGGGAUCAAAGCGAAGCUGGGCAUGAAAAUAUGACCGACAGGAGGAAUUGAACUGUCGAUGCCGUGCGCACAUGGAAAACUAAGAAAAGAAACUUUCAGAAUGAGCCUGAAGUGAAGCACCUGGACUACAAUGGCAUUCACCCUUUUAAAAUGUUCGUUCUUCAGCGUCCGACACACACACACACACACGUACACACACUACAGCUCUCUGACUUAAACUGCAAUGUGCACACAGGAAUCUUAAACUCCUCAGUAUUCAGUGAUGUCACUUCCUGUGAGAUGAGGUUUCUUUCGGGGUAAUGCCUCGUGAAUUUAGCGUGUGUGUGUGGUUCAAAGGUGACAGUGACAGGACAGAAACUAUGAAACCUGACGAGGCAUAAGCAAACAAUUCCUGAGGGAGUUCAGGGUUUUUUUGGUUUUUUUUGUGGGGUGGGGGGGGUGGCCUUUUUCACAGGCUUUUUUAAACUGCAGUAAUUUCCGCGGACCGGUGCGGUCCAGCAGCGUGGUGCGGUCUGACCCAGUGCUGAGGUCAUUGCCAUGGUUCUCCCCUGAUCAGUAUUGCUUUCGUCUGACCCCAGUCUCCAGUCACACCUCACUGUUCCUCCUCACAAGGCUUUUUGUUUUAACGCCUAAAAACAGGAGAUGACCGUGGCUCCGAUCGCUCCGAGUAUCGGAUCCCCCGACCAGACUUUCCUUAAAUCCACGAUUCCCCAGACUUCCAAUGUGCUGAGUAAAACUGAUCACACAUCUUCAGUACAAGUAGUCUUGCGAGCACUUCCGAACCAUUUCACGGAGCUUCCUCACAAAGGACACAGGAACCAAACACAGAAGAACCGUGUGGCAGUGCAGUACAAUCCCCAGAAGAGAGAACCAUUCUCAAAGUGAAAAGGUACACUGCGAACAGCGAUCCAAUGGGAGUCCUCCCCUGUUUGCUUAUUUGGAAUUUGAGAAGGAUUGGGAAUGUUGCUGCAGGACUUGAGUGAUAGUGUUCUUCCUUCUCCAGCCUGGAGAGUAGUGUGGGUAGGGAAUUCUGUCUGCGCUUAACCAACUCCAUCAUGGCAGGAAAAUUAUCCAGUGGAGGAUUUUUUUUUUUAUUGCAACAUACAAGACUUGACUGCUUAAAAUGUAUUUAAAAUGCUGUUAUUUUAUCUAAUGUAAAGUAGUAUUAACAUUGUUCUGUAAGAUAUUCCUGCUAAAUCUUUUUAUUUUUCCCGUCUCCGCAUGUACAUGUUCAAAGUGUUAGUCACUCUGGAUCUCGAGCGCGAAGUUUUUGCCCACAUGCAAUAAGUGUUUGUAUCUUUUUGCUUGUUUUUGGAAAUGUGUAAUUUAUGUAAAAUAAAGGAACAAUACAUCAUGAAAUUG
This is a messenger RNA of Electrophorus electricus (electric eel), 5996 nucleotides long. Lineage: Eukaryota; Metazoa; Chordata; Actinopteri; Gymnotiformes; Gymnotidae. The record is from RefSeq and is a predicted model, not a curated record.